Oldenlandia corymbosa var. corymbosa is the source of this 513-nucleotide messenger RNA. The record is from the annotation of a GenBank genome assembly. Lineage: Eukaryota; Viridiplantae; Streptophyta; Magnoliopsida; Gentianales; Rubiaceae.
AUGAAUGGUGAUUCUAUGGUUUUGGAUGACAUGAUCGAUGAAUUUGUUGAUAAGGCAUGUUUGACUGAUGAUGUUAACAUUAAAUUGGGGAACAAUUGUGUGGAUACUGUGAAUAUUGAUCAUUUAUUGCCAAAUGAUGAUUUGAGUCGAGUUUUGAUUGAAUCUGUGUGUGUUCUUGAAAGCUUGGUUGGAAUUGAUAUAGCUCAAACGAAUUUUAGUAUUGAUCCUAGUGGAAGUGGAACGAAUUUUAGCUCAAAUGAUUCAUUCAGUGAUGUACUGUGGAGUGAAAUUCCCAUUGAUAUGCUGACUAUUGUUGAAGAGCCUAUUGAUGUGUUAAGUCAGUUUAAAGACAGUAAUGGUGUGUAUGUCAACUGUGUGAAUGGUGGGGUUAAUCAAUCUACUAUUGGAAAGUUUGGUUUACUGGUGAGUGGUUUCAAAGGAGGAACUACAUAUUCAAAAUUGAGCUCGGACAGUGUGAAUAAAAUGUUUAAUAUUCCUGCAUGUUUAGAUUAA